CGAUGAUAACGAUUAUAACGAAGUCGGCCGUGGAACGUUCGAUUUUAUUACAUUUUUACGGAAUCGCGAAGUAUGUAGGUGCAAAAUCAGGUCAUCGAUAUGAGCGCGCAAAAACACGGUGUCGAGUACCUCAAAAGCUACCCCGGUUUGUUGAAAAUAACCGAACAGGUUCUAAACCUGGCGAUACUGAUCUCAGGCUGCGCGACAGGCUUCUGUUUCCAAACCGUCAUCAUCCUGGUAGGCUGCGUGUACGCUCUAAUCACCACAGCCUUCUUUCUAAUCGUCAACUACCGGUGCAUCUUCAGGAAGUCCUCGUUCCCUUGGGAAUGGAUAGAGUGCUCUAAUUGCACGGCCGUGGCUCUAAUUCUGGCGCUCGGAGCCUCCGUGGCCUUGUCGGAGAUGACCAGGAUGUUCGUCGUUACGGGGAUUAUCGGGUACAUUACUGCGAUGGUUUACGUGUUAGAAACGAUCGAUAGAUUCAAAUUGGCCGUUACUCCAAGAGCUCGUUACGUUUGGACCACUCCGAAUGUGCCGAAUGUUUAAUUAUUUUAUAAUUAGUUCGUUUUUUU
Molecule: messenger RNA, 569 nt
Organism: Phyllotreta striolata
Lineage: Eukaryota; Metazoa; Arthropoda; Insecta; Coleoptera; Chrysomelidae
Source: the annotation of a GenBank genome assembly